GGAAACCUGAAGCUACUGGGUGGUGCUGUCAAGAAAUAAGAGACGAUAUUCAACAAAAGAGAUUCUGAACAUCACCAUGAAGCUGCUGACCGUGUCUGCACUUCUUUGUAUAGUGAUGGUUGUGACCAUUGGUGCUGGAGAGCAUCUUGUAUACAAGAAGCACUGGUAUUUGGGUUGGAGUAGAUAUGGAAACCGAUACUUCCGCUACUUUCCCUUUCGCUAUACUUGGGCGGAAGCUCAGAGAUACUGUCAGUUAAAGAAGGCAAACCUGGCAUCUGUACGCAGCCUUGGAGAGUACCGCAAGAUUCAGAGGGUCAUAUAUCGUUCCACUCACAGUUACCCAGUUACAUGGAUUGGAGGCUCUGAUGCUCAACAGGAGCGUUAUUGGUUUUGGAUUGAUGGAACUCCUUUUACAUACACAUACUGGUGUCGUGGAGAGCCGAACAAUGUUUGGCACAGAGAGCACUGCAUGCACAUGAACUGGACAGGACGGAAGUGUAUGAAUGACAAACCCUGUAACUACCGAUACCCAUUUGUCUGCGUCAGGAAAAGAAGAUAAUUCCUUGUCUGACAUGAAGCCAUAGUUCACCGAACAAAGAAGCAAAUAAUCUCAAUUACCCCAGAAGAAUCUGUUUUAUAUCUUUACUUCUUUUCUUUUGCUGUAACGCUACAUAAGGAAUGAAUGGGCAAGCGACAUAACCUGGAGCUGGAUUGUCUCUUUUAAUAGCAUCAAACUGAACGUGUAAUGGAAAGAAUGCUUUUAGGAAAACUUUAUUUCCCUGCAUGAACUCUUCUUUCUCACCUUUAUCAUUAAAAUCUUAA
This is a messenger RNA of Oreochromis aureus, 822 nucleotides long. RefSeq names its product ladderlectin-like. Bases 77 to 559 code for a protein of 160 amino acids. The record is from RefSeq and is a predicted model, not a curated record. The transcript is spliced from 6 exons. Gene Ontology annotation, molecular function: signaling receptor activity. NCBI's taxonomy places the organism in Eukaryota, Metazoa, Chordata, Actinopteri, Cichliformes, Cichlidae.